Messenger RNA from Anastrepha ludens (Mexican fruit fly), 1675 nucleotides. RefSeq lists its product as uncharacterized. The transcript is spliced from 5 exons. The record is from RefSeq and is a predicted model, not a curated record. Lineage: Eukaryota; Metazoa; Arthropoda; Insecta; Diptera; Tephritidae. Bases 785 to 1675 code for a protein of 296 amino acids.
UCUACACAAAAUAUAAAAAUACAGUAAAGUAAAUUUAAAAAAUAAAAAGUAAUUACAGCCGAAAAGCAGCAGAAAACGAAACUAUAAAAAGUGGGAAACACGAUAACAACAACCACAACUGACACAUCGCGAGCGAUAUGUUAGGUGAUUAGUGCAACACAUGAAAUAAUGCACUAAAAACUGAAAAGACGCAAAGCCACACAAGCAACAAGCAACAACAACAAGCAACAAGAACUACGAGCAAGUGCUAUUGUGUCGGAUAACCAUUUGGCUGGAAAGAAAUUGAAAAUAUAAGUGAAUAAGUUGAAAUUCAUUGAAAGCUGUUAAAAAGCAGAUAACUUCUAAAAGUGAAUUGCAACCAAAGUUGUCGUGUUUGUGCCCGAGCUUUAAUUUAUAAAUUCUGGAAAUUUCAAAGUUUUAAAUUGCAACCAAAUUCAUACAAAACCAACAAAAAAGUAGAAAAGCGAUCAGUGGAAAUAAAUUACUAAGUGAAUUAAAACAAACAGCCAACCAGCAACACUUGGUUGCAAACAAUUUACAUUAGCAUAUACUGAGUACUGUUAAAACAACAACUUGGAUAAUAAAACAACAACAAUAUAUACCAGCAGCAAUUUACAAUUGUGCAAUUGAUAUCGCUUUGAUGCCAAUUAGCCAGAUUGCCAGCUAAAACGCUGCCUGACUAACAGCCUCUGUGGAGCCACUUAACAGCAAACAAAACUAUAAAGUAAAUACAAGAAAAAACAACGAGAGUAGUCCAAAUAAAAACAGCAACUUCAACUUCAAUAUGGAUAGAGUAAUUUUCGCCAGCUCAGCUAUUUGCUGCAACAUUUACAAGAACAAUAAAAACAGUAACGAACACUAUCGGCAAGCGAGCAACAGUAGCGGACGCAAAAUGUUACCCUCUCUUGUGAUAUUUCUUUGCGUUGGACUAUUACCGGCAGUUUUAUGUUUUGAUGGGCUGCAGGGUCAAUCUAUUAAGGAUGCCUUCGGCGAGUUCUCACUGACGGACAUGAUCAGCGUACAAUCGCAAGGUAUCGAAUAUGAGGAGGCCGAUGAUGGCUUUCCCUCGUAUAAAUUUUUCUCCACAUCAGAUGUUAAAUCAUCAUAUCGAGUCUUACUGCCGGAAAAACUCUACGAAUUUGCGAUACUUGUCAAAUUUCUUCCAAAUAGUCCCAAAGGUGGCUACCUCUUUAGUGUAGUCAAUCCUCUGGACACUGUCGUACAAUUGGGCUUACAUCUAUCGCCAGUGAUUAAAAAUGUCUGGAAUGUUUCACUGCUCUACACCCAAUCGGAUCAAAACUCCAUCAGCCGGAAAUUAGUCAGCUACCAAUUGCCAUAUAGGGGUAAGGAGUGGACAACACUUUCUUUUCAGGUACUCGGCGACAAGGUGCUCUUCUACUACGAUUGCGAAUUGAAUAAAACAACAUCGGUGGUACGAGAACCACAGGAGUUGGUCUUCGAUUCUGCAUCAACUUUAUAUUUAGCACAAGCAGGCCUCAUACUGACCGGACACUUCGAGGUAAGUGAUUUUGGUUGUGAUUUAUUAUUUGCCAUUGUAAAUUUAAUUAAAAUGCCUUCUGGGAAAGUACACAUGUUGGAGAGCGAAUUUGAAAUUUCGAGUUAUUUCUUAAUAAGCAACGGAUUGCGUACAUGCACAUAUUUUUCUACCACUUAG